AUUUAAUUGGUAAAAAAACGUUAAAUGCACUCCAACUGUUUGUUCAAAGUCCUACAAUGGCAACUAAUGUGCAUUUUCUCCUUCUAUAAUAUAGUCUGUAUUGAUGUAAUUGUUUAAUUCGAUUUCGUUUUUGUUAAGCCAAGGUUGUUGAACAAGAUUCUGGUUUUGUUCUUAAUUUUAUGUCGUUGCCACGAACAAAACUCAAGAUUUGGCCAUCAAGUCUUUGAUCAUAUCCCCUAUAAAUUGUUGGUGGUCUUUCGAGUACAUGUAUAGGUUUGUCUUCAAAAAGAUACGUACGAAUUGCAUCGACGGUGGUCGAAAGAUCUUACAAUCUUCAAUCUGUACGACAAACUUUAACCCUAUCUGUGGAGAUUUUCGUCCUGGUGCUGCAGAAGGCUUAAGGGACAAAGCUAGAAGUGCAUUCCAAACUAGAUACCGAUCUUCAACAAAUAUGGUAACAAACAUGGAACAUUCGUCAAAGGUUUCAGAAAAUGAAGUUGAUCAUGUUGAUAUGCUGAAUGCCUCAUAUGAUGCUUAUGAAGGAGUUACUGUCAACAUUAAAAACAACAUGGAUGAAAAUGUCUUUACAACUCUACUUCAAACAUCAAUAUCCCAAUGGAGGCAGCAGGGAAAGAAGGGAGUUUGGCUUAAACUGUCUCUUGAACUUGUAAAUCUUGUUAAGCCUGCAGUGAAGGAAGGAUUUUGGUAUCAUCAUGCGGAACCAACAUACUUGAUGCUCGUCUAUUGGAUUCCUGAAACUAAUUGUACGCUCCCGUAUAAUGCUUCCCAUCGAGUUGGUGUUGCUGCUUUUGCCUUGAACAGCAAGGGGGAGGUUCUUGUAGUGCAAGAGAAAACUGGACGCUUCAAAGGCAAAGGGAUCUGGAAAUUACCAACCGGUGUUGUUGAGGAGGGUGAAGAUAUAUGUACAGCUGCAAUAAGGGAAGUGAAAGAAGAGACUGGAAUUGAUACAGAAUUUGUUGAAGUCCUUGCAUUCAGGCAAUGCCACAAGUCAUUCUUUAGCAAGUCUGAUCUAAUGUUUGUGUGUAUGCUAAAACCAACAUCUCAUGAUAUCGAAAAGCAAGAUUCAGAGAUUGAAGCAGCUCAGUGGAUGCCAGUUGAAGAAUAUGCCAAUCAGCCCUUUGUAAAGAAGCAUGAAUCCUUUGAUCGCAUUGCUAAGAUAUGCAUGGGAAAGAAAGAUGACAAAUUUGUUGGGUUCACUGCAUUGCCUACAUCAACUGCUACAUCUGCCAAGAAGAGCUAUUUGUAUUCCAAUUAUCAGGAACACUUGUCUGAUUCUUAAAUUCAAUACGCAUCUUAUCUAAACAUCUUAAUAGUUUUUAUAGGACUUAACUUGUACAUCAUAUUAAUAGUGUCUGAUUGUAAAAAGACGUGUUUAUAUCUGAUAUAUAUUUGUUGUAUAAA
Messenger RNA from Cynara cardunculus var. scolymus (artichoke), 1422 nucleotides. RefSeq names its product nudix hydrolase 2-like. Gene Ontology annotation, molecular function: NAD binding; NADH pyrophosphatase activity; ADP-ribose diphosphatase activity. NCBI's taxonomy places the organism in Eukaryota, Viridiplantae, Streptophyta, Magnoliopsida, Asterales, Asteraceae. The record is from RefSeq and is a predicted model, not a curated record. The transcript is spliced from 9 exons. The coding region runs from base 266 to 1300 and encodes 344 amino acids.